Dibothriocephalus latus is the source of this 1098-nucleotide messenger RNA. The record is from the annotation of a GenBank genome assembly. Lineage: Eukaryota; Metazoa; Platyhelminthes; Cestoda; Diphyllobothriidea; Diphyllobothriidae.
AUGCAGAUCGUUGAAAAGCUGAGCAGCAUUUACAAUAAACGCACGUCUGACUUCCAAGCUAUGGAACCCGACCACACGGAGAGAGAAUCGGUGCAGAAAGUUUUGGAAAUAUUGAAGACGACGCUGGCAGGACUCGGAUUGCCUGCUGAGGCGGAGGAGGGGGAUCAAGAGGAGAUCACCGAAGAUGCAUUAGGCAAGACACCCGAGGAGCUUGCUGCGAUGACUCCUGAGGAAGUAGAGGCGCUCAAGAACAAGGCGAAAGCUGAACGUAUGCGUGCCAAGAUUGAGGCGGCCAUGGCAGCAAGAGUGAAGGCAGCUGCAGCUCGACGGCAGAAAGCUGAAUCUAGCUCAUCUUCAUCCUCUUACUCGUCCGCUUCUCGGUCAGCCGCCUCCAGGGAAUCCGGAGGCGUUAAAUUCGAGGUCAGUGAUGGGUCCGGGCAAUAUUCUGGAAGUGAUGAGGAUAGCUAUGAUGACGAAUCCAGUGAAGAGGAUGAACGUCAAGGUCGAAGCCACCGACGACGCCGAAGGCGCGAUGAGGAGGACUAUGAGGACGACGAGGAUGAGGAACAGCGUCAUGGACGACAUCGCCGACACCGUCAUCAUCGUCAUAGGAGACAGUAUGAUGAGGAUUAUGAAGGUGGAAAAGAAGAGGAAGGGAGUGAUGGUCGUCGAAAGCGUCACCAUCGCCGAAGGAGACGCUGGUCAGACGAGGACGAAUAUGACGAAGGAGAAAAUGAGGAAGCGAUUGAUGGUCGUCGAAAGCGUCAUCAUCGCCGCGGCGAACAAAGAGGCUGGUCAGACGAGGACGAAUAUGAUGAUGAGGAGGACGGAGGUGGUGGCCGUCAUCGAAGAGUCCGAGGAAAACGAGGUGCCAGGUCAGAUGAUGAAGAUUCUACGGAGGGGGGUAAAAGACGCAAACACAGACGCGCCAGUGAUGACGAUGGGGGCUACUACUAUGAACUAACUGCCAGCGGUAAAAAGGGGAAAAGACGAAGGCAGGCUGACCUAGAGUAUGAUCGUUACGAGCAUGCCGUUCUAGAACGACAAGUUGGUUUUCGACGCGGCCGCAGGAGCUCACAGUACUUCCAUGAUUAUGAU